Messenger RNA from Myripristis murdjan (pinecone soldierfish), 861 nucleotides. Its product is annotated as P2Y purinoceptor 2-like. Lineage: Eukaryota; Metazoa; Chordata; Actinopteri; Holocentriformes; Holocentridae. Gene Ontology annotation, molecular function: G protein-coupled receptor activity. Gene Ontology annotation, biological process: phospholipase C-activating G protein-coupled receptor signaling pathway; positive regulation of Rho protein signal transduction. Gene Ontology annotation, cellular component: plasma membrane. The record is from RefSeq and is a predicted model, not a curated record. The transcript has a single exon. Bases 1 to 861 code for a protein of 286 amino acids.
AUGGAAAGCCUUGAAGAAAACAGAGUCAACAGCAGCAACCAGAUCUCCUUUCUCCAGAUCUCCAUUUAUGAUGAUCUCCCGUCUUGGUUUUUCUGGCUUUAUGUUGUUAUACAUACAGUCAACCUCCUCCUGUGUUUCCCCUCCAACGCCUUCAUCCUUUGGCUGAUGGUGACCAGAGCAGGACGAGUGAACGCCUCAGAGUUCUUCUCUCUCAACCUCACCGUGUCCGAGCUGCUUUAUGGUUUGUCCAAUAUCUGCGCUUUCAUCUCCGUGUUUUACAAUGUGGUCAGUGUCGCUGUGGCCUCUGCAUUCUUCAGCGUUUUUCUCUUCAUGGGCCGGCCCCUCUUCCAGACUUGUAUCUGUGUGGAGCGCUACAUCGCUGUGGUCCACCCUGUGCUCUUCCUCCAGCUCAAGACCCUGAAGUACAGGGUGGUCUGCUGUGCAGCCGUCUGGCUGCUGGUGCUCGGAGCCUGUAUUAUGCAAGUGUUAACGCUCAACAACCUGAUUCUGGCCCAGCGUUGUUACAUCGGUGUUUACCUGCUGCUGUUUUCAGUGAAGCUGUUCUGCUGCCUGUCAGUUCUCAGGGCUCUGAGGAAGCCCGGGCCGGGGACAGGGGGGAGGGACAAGGAGGGGAGCGAUAAGGUCAAGAUGAAGUCCUUUAAGGUCCUUCUGAUUAUCACCGUGUCCACAGUCCUGACCUACCUUCCUUUUAUCAUAACAUUUACACUUUAUGGUUUCAUAUCUCAGGAGGGGGUUUUUGCUUCCUUUGGCACUUGUGCAUUUUUUGCUGUGAUGACUGGGUUUGUCCACCCAUUCCUGUACCUCCACAGGAUGGGGAAGCUGCCCUGCAUUCCAUGUUGA